AAAUGUUGUAUAUAUAUAUAAGCAAUUCAAUACGGCCUUAACUCAUUUUCAUAUUUGGAAGUUGUGAUAUUCGACCUACAAAAAUAAAAACCUGAGCUCCUCACAUUUUGGAAUUUGGACUUCUCCUUGUUAAUUAAGUAAUUUGGAUCCCAUGGGAGAGGCGGAGGAUAAGAAAGAGAGUAAUGGUGGAGGAGGAGAUGGUAGUACUGAAGAGAAUAAGGAAAAGGAUGAGCCAAUUGUAAUCAAAGUUGAUAUGCAUUGUCAUUGUGAGGCUUGUGCCAAGAAGAUUUUUAGAUCCAUUCGCUCUUAUCAAGGGGUGGAAGAGGUAGCAGUGGACAGGAAGACGAACAUGGUUGUGGUGAAAGGGAAGACGGCGGAGCCUUUGAAAUUAUGCCACCGAAUUCGACACAAAACAGGCCGAAAUGCACAAUUACUGUCUCCCUUGCCUCCUAAGCCUGCCGAGGAGGAGAAACCCAAAGAGGAUGACAACAACAAGGAUAUAAAGGAUGAGCCACCACAGAAAGAUCAACCACCUCCCGUUGUAAGAGUGGUGCUAGGAGUUCAUAUGCAUUGCGAAGCCUGUGCGCAGCUUCUACGGAAGCGCAUUCGAAAGAUCAAAGGAGUAGAGUCCGUAGAAACAGAUGUAGGCAAAGGUGAAGUAAUAGUGAAGGGCGUGAUUGGAGACCCAGAAGUAUUGGUGAAGUAUGUGCACAAGAAGACAAGGAAGCAAGUGUCUAUUAUCAAGGAAGAUCAUGUUGAACAAGAUAAAAAACAAGAUGCCACGACCACGACUAGCAGCAGUGAACUAGAGAAUGAUAAGAAAGAAGAAAAAGAAAACAAGGAUGACAAUAACAAUGAUAAUACAAUUAUUGAUGAGAAUGCUAAGAUGAUGAUGAUGAUGACGGGUGAAAUCAACAGUUCCAACGAUUAUUAUUGGCCAUCAGCAAGGAUAGAUUAUCAUCAUCAUCAUCAUAAUCAUGAUAAUAAUAAUCUCAAUUAUCAGCCUCCUCAAAUGUUUAGCGAUGAGAACCCAAAUGCUUGCUCUAUUAUGUAAUUGCUUUAGUUUGAAAAUUCUGCCCGACAAAUUAUUAUCUACUUGUCUAAUUGCAUGAUUAAUAGCUAGCUUGUUUAGUACUGUGAUUAA
Molecule: messenger RNA, 1144 nt
Organism: Spinacia oleracea (spinach)
Lineage: Eukaryota; Viridiplantae; Streptophyta; Magnoliopsida; Caryophyllales; Amaranthaceae
Product: heavy metal-associated isoprenylated plant protein 7
Exons: 5
Coding region: 152-1054 (300 amino acids)
Molecular function (GO): metal ion binding
Source: RefSeq, a predicted model, not a curated record